GGGAAAAGGCGAUUCCGAGUCAAAGCUUUUGUGGGCGGGAGCUGAGAAGGCGAUUCCAACUCCGUUGUUUGAAAAAGUCUAAAAAGGGUGCAGAAAUUCGGAUUUCUUCCUUCCUUUCUACCUUUAAAACCGAAAUAGGGUUUUCAGAUACCCAUUUGAAGUGAGAGAGAGAGAGAGAGAGAGAGAGAAUGGCGAGAGGUUUGCUGAGAAAUCUCGUUUCCCGUACGCUCUCCAUCUCUGGCAAAUGGCAGCAGCAGCAGAUCCGUCGUCUCAACGUCCACGAGUAUCAGGGAGCUGAUUUGAUGAGCAAAUAUGGCAUUAAUGUUCCAAAGGGUGUCGCUGUUUCUUCCGUCGAAGAGGCGAGGAAGGCUAUCCAAGAUGUUUUCCCUAAGAAGGAGGAGUUGGUGGUCAAAAGCCAAAUUCUUGCGGGUGGACGAGGCUUGGGAACUUUCCAAAGUGGUCUUAAGGGAGGAGUGCAUAUUGUUAAAGUUGAUGAGGUUGAAGCAAUAUCUGGCAAGAUGCUUGGGCAGAUACUUGUUACAAAACAAACUGGACCUCAGGGAAAAGUUGUGAGCAAGGUGUACUUGUGCGAAAAGUUGUCACUUGCGAAUGAAAUGUACUUUGCAAUCACCCUUGACCGUACAAGUGCUGGUCCAAUCAUAAUAGCAUGCAGUAAGGGAGGAACGAGCAUUGAAGACCUCGCAGAGAAGUUCCCUGAUAUGAUUAUUAAGGUGCCAAUUGAUGUUUUCAAAGGAAUUACAGAUGAAGAUGCUGCUAAAGUUGUAGACGGUUUGGCUCCUAAGUUAGCAGAUAGAAAUUCUUCAAUAGAGCAAGUGAAGAAACUUUACAAACUCUUUUGUGAAUGUGACUGCACUCUGUUGGAGAUAAAUCCAAUUGCAGAAACUUCCGAUGGCCAGUUAGUAGCUGCUGAUGCAAAGUUGAACUUUGAUGAUAAUGCUGUUUUUCGCCAGAAAGACAUAUUUACUCUUCGGGAUCCAUCUCAAGAGGACCCUAGAGAGGUUGCUGCUGCUAAAGCAGAUUUGAACUAUAUUGGCUUAGAUGGAGAAAUUGGGUGCAUGGUGAAUGGUGCUGGACUGGCGAUGGCUACGAUGGAUAUAAUUAAGCUGCAUGGGGGUACACCUGCCAAUUUUCUAGAUGUUGGUGGGAAUGCCUCAGAAAGCCAGGUGGUGGAAGCAUUUAAAAUAUUAACAUCAGAUGAGAAGGUGAAAGCAAUCUUGGUCAACAUUUUUGGAGGGAUCAUGAAAUGUGACAUAAUCGCCAGUGGCAUUGUCAACGCUGCCAAACAUGUGCAACUGAAAGUGCCUGUGGUGGUUCGUCUGGAAGGCACCAACGUUGAUGAAGGGAAGAGAAUUCUCAAGGAAAGCGGGAUGGCAUUAAUUGCAGCAGAGGAUCUAGAUGAUGCAGCCAAGAAAGCUGUAAAGGCGCUGGCAAGUUAGGUCUAUGCCACUGUAUUUUCCUUUUACUUGAGCACUCGGAUCCAUGGUCCACUUCAUGUCUUUUCAUGAGUUCGGAAAUCCAUCUCAGGAAGAUUUCCAUUGGAGGUGUGAUUGAGGCAGAGGUUACUAAAUAAGGCUUUUCUAUUGUGUAAGCAAUGAUUUUAAAUUUUCAAGAAAAUGAGCUCAUUGAGUUGGGGCCAUUUAUUUGAUACUGCUUUUCUUCCUGUCACUCUUUGAGAAUUUUUCUUUGAGGAUUUGCAGUAUGUUUUCAUAUUUUAGGCGUCAAUGCUUGAACAUGUGAAAAAUGAAGCCAGGGAAAAUCCACUUGUUUGUUAUA
Magnolia sinica is the source of this 1794-nucleotide messenger RNA. RefSeq names its product succinate--CoA ligase [ADP-forming] subunit beta, mitochondrial-like. Gene Ontology annotation, biological process: succinyl-CoA metabolic process; tricarboxylic acid cycle. Gene Ontology annotation, molecular function: ATP binding; succinate-CoA ligase (ADP-forming) activity; metal ion binding. The transcript is spliced from 12 exons. Bases 189 to 1457 code for a protein of 422 amino acids. The record is from RefSeq and is a predicted model, not a curated record. Lineage: Eukaryota; Viridiplantae; Streptophyta; Magnoliopsida; Magnoliales; Magnoliaceae. Gene Ontology annotation, cellular component: mitochondrion; succinate-CoA ligase complex.